Knipowitschia caucasica is the source of this 246-nucleotide messenger RNA. Lineage: Eukaryota; Metazoa; Chordata; Actinopteri; Gobiiformes; Gobiidae. The record is from the annotation of a GenBank genome assembly.
AUGCUGUACAUUCUAGUAGAGGAGGAGGAGAGGUCCACUCAGAACCUCCACCUCCGCCCCCGUGUGGUCACCAUGGGCAGCGGUGCCUGGGUCAUGCCGGGGCAGCUGGAUAUUGUGAGGAAGAGGCACUCAUCACAUCCUAUUCAAAUGCUCAUCUGGCAGCAGGCUCCUGUCUCAGUGUCUGCUGCGAUGUCCAGGCGGCGUGUCACAGAGAAGGACGGACACCCUGACGCCUUCCUCAUUUAA